AUGGCAAUCACAAUUCUCCCACCCGUGGUAGAGGACGUUACUCCCUACCAUGCCGACUCCGACGACUCCAUGUCCGGCGCAGACUCAGACUCAGACGUUGAAAUGAGCGGCGUCUCUCGACCUAACAAGAAACCGCGCACAGGAAACGGGAAGAUCAGUUCAGGAAUUGUCACUCCCGGAGAGAUUGUUACAGCUGAUCCUAAAUGGAUGAGGGGUCACGGCACAUACAUGAACCCUCUCUCCACCUCAAUUAUCGCCACAGUCGCCGGCAAAGUCCAACAAACCAAUAAAUUGCUCUCAGUCCACCCGCUCCGCGCCCGAUAUAUUCCCGAAAUUGGAGAUUUAGUGGUGGGACGCAUUGUCGAAGUGCAAUCGAAACGAUGGAAGGUCGACGUCGCCGCCCCGCUACUGGCGCAGCUCCCUCUCUCCGCGAUCAACCUGCCCGGCGGUAUUCUGCGUCGACGAACAAGCGCCGACGAACUUCAGAUCCGAACUUUCUUCAGCGAGGGUGACUUGGUGGUUGCCGAAGUACAAAGUGUGCACCAAGAUGGUUCAGCGUCGCUUCAUACCCGAUCUUUGAAAUAUGGAAAGCUUCGAAAUGGCGUUUUCCUUGCUGUCACUGGAACGGGAGGUAGCGGGGCAUCUAGCUCUAGCGUGAAGGGAGGUGUUGGAUCCGGAUCCGGGUCCUCGGCCGCAGCGGCUUCAAGUGGCACUGGAGGAGGAGUCGUUCGAUCACGGCGACAAGUAUGGACACAUACUACCGCCAAUGGUGGUGGUGAGGUGGAUAUUAUCCUCGGCGUGAACGGAUAUAUCUGGAUCUCCAAGCAUGCGGAUGGAGCCGAGGCGGUCUCGUCCACCACAGAGAAUGUUUCGAUUACGCGCAUGGAAGAGAUGGUUUCAAGUUCAAUUUAUUCCAGCCAAAAUGACGACGUUCCGCCACAGACCCGCCGGGAGAUUGCGCGGUUGACACAAUGCGUUCGAGUUUUGGUGCAAGGCGGCGUGCGCGUGGACGAAGACACCCUCACGGACUCGUACGAGGCCAGUUUACAGGUUGAUCUGGAAGUCGGCGAUGAUGAAGAGGAGGAAUAUGGGCAAGAGGGCCGGGAAUAUCUGGAGGGGGCCAAGGCUCGGCGAAUUUUGGAGCUGACGAUGCAGGGGAAGUAG
Penicillium waksmanii is the source of this 1164-nucleotide messenger RNA. RefSeq names its product exosome non-catalytic core subunit RRP4. Gene Ontology annotation, molecular function: RNA binding. Bases 1 to 1164 code for a protein of 387 amino acids. Gene Ontology annotation, biological process: nuclear polyadenylation-dependent rRNA catabolic process; CUT catabolic process; exonucleolytic trimming to generate mature 3'-end of 5.8S rRNA from tricistronic rRNA transcript (SSU-rRNA, 5.8S rRNA, LSU-rRNA). NCBI's taxonomy places the organism in Eukaryota, Fungi, Ascomycota, Eurotiomycetes, Eurotiales, Aspergillaceae. Gene Ontology annotation, cellular component: cytoplasmic exosome (RNase complex); nuclear exosome (RNase complex). The record is from RefSeq and is a predicted model, not a curated record. The transcript has 2 exons.